UUAAAAUAAUGUCGGUGAUGGGUCGUCCUCUCCAGGCGAUGGCGCUAGCGUUUGGGGAGCUCGCGGCGGAUCUCGAGGCCGCGGGAGAGCUGAGCGUCACAGAUUUCGCGAAGGCGUGCUCGCUAGUGUCGGUACUGUUUGGAUCGCUGGGCUUCGCUUUCAAAUUCGCGGAGAAGGAUUACACUUCUAAGGUGGAUGAUCUGGUCCAGGCGUCCGAGAGAUUCAAGACGCUGGGAUCGCUGCUGGAGGUGGAUGUUGAGCAGGGCACCGUGAGAAAUGGAGGCAGCCAUUCGAGGAACUUGCUCCGUGUCAAGCGGGGGAUUGAGAUGGUGAAGAUUCUCUUCGAACACAUCCUUGAAUCAGAAUGCUCUCACUUGCGUGAUUCCGCGUCAAAAGCCUACGAAGCAGUUUUCUCGCAGCAUCAUCCAUGGGCGAUUCGCAAAGCUGUGGCUGCUGGCACGUAUACACUGCCAUCAAAAUCACAGUUUUUAAAAGUUCUCAAGGAAGAUGAUGCCUCGGCAAGAAUUCACAUGUCUGGUUAUGUGGGUGGUGUCAAGCCUGUGAUUCAUCACGUAGAGACCUUGUUUCUCUCGAGAAACUUGGGCCUCGAUUGGUAAAACGAUCCAGGUUCUAUGUUUUUUGUCACACACCAUCUACAAUAUAACUUGGCAAUCACAGCUAUGAAUCGUC
Molecule: messenger RNA, 690 nt
Organism: Selaginella moellendorffii
Lineage: Eukaryota; Viridiplantae; Streptophyta; Lycopodiopsida; Selaginellales; Selaginellaceae
Product: accelerated cell death 11
Exons: 4
Coding region: 9-617 (202 amino acids)
Biological process (GO): ceramide transport; intermembrane lipid transfer
Cellular component (GO): cytosol; cytoplasm; membrane
Molecular function (GO): ceramide 1-phosphate binding; ceramide 1-phosphate transfer activity
Source: RefSeq, a predicted model, not a curated record